Messenger RNA from Medicago truncatula (barrel medic), 1018 nucleotides. RefSeq lists its product as uncharacterized. The transcript has a single exon. The record is from RefSeq and is a predicted model, not a curated record. Lineage: Eukaryota; Viridiplantae; Streptophyta; Magnoliopsida; Fabales; Fabaceae. The coding region runs from base 40 to 891 and encodes 283 amino acids. Gene Ontology annotation, biological process: root development; shoot system development.
UUGCACUUCUAAGUAAACAACAAAAGAAGAAGAAAAAAAAUGGAAACAAUUUCAAUGUUACCAUCUACUCAUCAACCAUUAAGAUCAAUUAGUUUGCCAACAAGAAUACACCCAUCUUCACAAAGAGUUGAAGCAUUAUUGAACCAUCUUAAACCACAAUCUUCAUCUCAAUCUCUUUCAAAUACAUUAUGUUUUGAAUCAGAGACAAUUCAAAGUGAUUUGGUUGUGCUUGCUGAGUUAUACAAUUGCAUGGAAGAACUCUUCCAAUCUCAACAAACACAACAAGCACUUUUACACUAUCAAAAUGGGAAGCUAGUGGAAGAUUCAUUAAGUGGUUCAGUUACACUUUUAGAUGCAUGUGGUUCAUCAAGGGAAUUACUCUUGAAUCUCAAGGAACAUGUGGAAACACUUCAAUCGGCUAUACGUAGAAGACGAGGAAAUUCAACUUCAAGCAUUGAAAGCAGCAUAUAUGAGUAUGAUUGCUUUAGAAAGAAGGCAAAGAAGGAAAUUUCAAAGCAACUUGGUGAAAUGAAGAAAAUGGAAAACAAAGUAAAGCUUUUUUCUAUUAUGGGCCAAGAUCAAAAUUUAAUAUUUUUGGCUAAGGUUUUAAGAGAAGCUACCACCAUCACAAUAUCUAUAUUUCGUUCUCUUUUACUAUUCAUAUCAACGCCAAGACUUCGAACAACAAAAGGAUCAUCGUUGAUCUCGAAGCUUAAUCCAACAAGAUUGUUUUCUUCAGAGAAUGAACAUAAGAACACAGAUUUUGUUGCACUCUUAAGAGUGUUAGAGACAUUGAAUGUUAAUGUUUGUGGACUUGAAGGUGGAUUGGAUUGCAUUUAUAGAUGUUUAGUACGAAAUAGAGUUUCAUUUCUUAAUAUGCUUGCUCAUUAGGAUAAAUCAGAUUCCAAUAUUGUAAAUGUGAAUAUUAGUGAUCAUGUAGUCCGAAUUUUUUAGGAUUUGCUCUUUUACAAAUCUAUACUUGUUUGAAUGAGCAUCAACAUGAUUCAGAUUUAUAUUA